CGCCUUUGCAGCUUUGACUAUGUGGGCACUAUGAUGCAUGCAUGUCCUCUACGCACGUAUCGAAUUAUUUUCGGUUGAUUCUUCUUCACCUGUUCGAAUCAAGCGUGUCUUGUUAUCGCAAGCAAUUAAUGUCACUGAUAGACAGCGCUACAUGCAGAUUGACGGCGGCUACACUUUAUCUUUUGGUGUGACAUUCUUCAGGUUCGGUAGUCACAUCAAGGUCAUGCAUCCGUACACAUCGAAUGCAGUGCGAAUCGAUUAUUUCGGUUCCGUGUUUUAAUUGUAAUGAUGAAACAAAACCAGAACAACCUGAGCGUCCUGUUGGUAGUCCUGAUGGUGCUAGUUAUCUACGUAGUGUAUGUGAUAGUGCAAGACGACCAACCGGGCGAAUUGUUGGUUCAAAGCUUACAAAAGGAACUUCGAACCAUUAAUGAGCCUAUUCUAAAGUCAGACCCUUCUGUAUUCACGGACAAGGAUAUCUACCAUUUGAUCGAUAUCCAGUCGAAUGAAGAACUUCUCAAACAAGGAAGGAACAUUUUCUUCAUAUUGACAACGCUCACCAAUAACGGAACAAUCCAACUCACUCCGCGGCAAGCUUGUGCUAUUGAAUCGGCGGCCCGUGCUAAUCCGGAUUGGAAAGUGUUCCCAUUGUUCGUUUUCGCCAAGUGGUUCAACGUUUCCAGUGACCCAUUCAUACCUUCAUUGCUGCGGUUCUGCAACAUUCGGCUGCGACACGUGAACCUUGAAACGUUUGCCGUUGGUAGUCCUGUGGAGAAGCUGUUCACAGAGGGUGCUCUAAGCAAAUCCAGCUUCAUAGUUGAGCAUACGGCGGACGUUCUACGAUUGCUCACGUUGUACAAAUACGGAGGAACAUACCUGGACACGGAUGUGGUAGUUCGCAGAACCCUGAACAUUCUGCAGCCUAAUUAUCUUGGCUCUGAAGGAAGCGGCUACGUAGCGAAUGGUGUGAUCAAUCUAGAAACCACCGGCUACGGACACGAAUUUGCCGAAGCCUGUCUCAAAGAUUUAGCUCUCAAUUUCGAUGGGACUCGGUGGGCUGCCAACGGGCCCUUUAUGGUUACUCGAAACCUACAGAAGUUCUGUAACACAACGGAGGUCGUAAACAUGAAUCGGCAGCAGUGUGGAAAUCAGCUGACGGUCUAUCCACCGGACGUUUUCUACCGGAUACGGUAUCCGCAUCACGAUUGGUUCUUCUACCCGGAACGAUCGGUAGAAGUGAUGAAAGCCAUUGAGAAUGACGUGCUCGUCCACAUGUGGAACAAGGCCACGAGCGGGAUUCAGCUGCUGGUUACCAGUAGUGCGGCAUACAUACAACUGGCGAAUAAGUUUUGUCCGAAUGUGCUUUUGAACACUAAGGAAAACUUCUAACCCGGAUCUAAUUUUAUUUCGAUAAGAGACCCACAUGGGCAGCCAGCCUUUCAAACCAACACAAACAUGCGUACAGAUGGUACAAAGUAUUUCGUUUUGCGAAUGCAUAAGACAGCAUCGAACGGGUUUUGCUGAUAGGGUGCGAGGUGCGAUAAUGUUGUGAUUGGUAAAAUGAUACCAAGUGGGAGUGCUAGUAGAGUUUGUCGAACCAAACAGGACUUUCGUCUAGCAAAUAACAAGAAUGAUUGAUUUUUUGAAUAUCGACGUGUUUCUUCAAGGGUUUGCAUUGUCAUGUUGGCGUAUGCUUGAUUUCUUUUUAGCAAUUUCCAGUCUUAUUUGCACGAGGCUCGUCUUUUAUCGCUCGAUAUCACAUAACUGAUAAUAGGAAAUUAAUUACUGCUAUUAAGCGUGCGUAAGCGUAAAAAACGAAAAAAACUCGAGAUUUACACCGGCUGACAAAAAUGAGAACUA
Messenger RNA from Aedes albopictus (Asian tiger mosquito), 1860 nucleotides. Its product is annotated as lactosylceramide 4-alpha-galactosyltransferase. The coding region runs from base 286 to 1389 and encodes 367 amino acids. Lineage: Eukaryota; Metazoa; Arthropoda; Insecta; Diptera; Culicidae. Gene Ontology annotation, biological process: glycosphingolipid biosynthetic process. Gene Ontology annotation, molecular function: alpha-1,4-N-acetylgalactosaminyltransferase activity. The record is from RefSeq and is a predicted model, not a curated record. The transcript has 2 exons.